Molecule: messenger RNA, 1023 nt
Organism: Bathycoccus prasinos
Lineage: Eukaryota; Viridiplantae; Chlorophyta; Mamiellophyceae; Mamiellales; Bathycoccaceae
Exons: 1
Coding region: 1-1023 (340 amino acids)
Biological process (GO): intracellular signal transduction
Molecular function (GO): protein serine/threonine kinase activator activity
Source: RefSeq, a predicted model, not a curated record
AUGAAAUCCUCCCUGUUCGGCGGCGUUUCCAAGAAACCACGCAGAACGCCGAAAGAUUUAGCCUCGAAAUCCCACCAGUGUUUAGAACGAGUGAUUAACAAGUGCCCUUUGGAAAAAGACCAAGAGUCUCUGGCGAAAUAUUUCCAAGAAACGCGAGCGAUAUUACACGGGGACGGGACGCACGAUCUCGAUCCGAAAAUGAUACAAGAGUUAGUGGAAGAAUGCGUGAAGCAAAGCAUUCCGUGGAUGAUAUCGCAAGGGUUACCGAUGUUGGAAUUUGAAGCGAGGAAAGACGCGGCGGCGACGUACAACGGAUUGGUGAGAGCGAAAGAUUUGGAGACGGGGAGGUAUAAAGUGGCGGAGGAAUUGAGCGAAAGGAACGACGGAGAGGAACUGGAAGGGUUGAUUUUAGGGUACGAGAAGCAAAGUUCCGCGUUAGCGUACGGGGCGAUGUUACGAGAGGUUGUCAGGCACGAGAAGGUUUUAGAGAAGGUGUUGAGGCGAGAGAGUUUCUUGAAGUUUUUUGAGUACAUGCAGUGCGAGAACUUUGAAAUCGCGAGCGACGCGAUGGCGAGUUUUCGAGAGUGUUUAACGAGACAUAAAGAUACCGUGGCGAGAUUCUUAAUCGGAGACGCUUACGAGGGGUUCUUUGAGAAGUUUAACGAUUUGUUGGAACGAGGGAAUUACGUGUGCAAGAGGCAAAGCUUAAAGUUAUUGGGGGAGAUUUUAUUAGAUCGAGCGAGCGGCGAGGUCAUGAUGAAAUACAUCAGCAAAGCCGAGAAUUUAUGCUUGAUGAUGAACUUGUUGAGAGACGAUGCGAAAUCGAUUCAGUACGAGGCGUUUCACGUGUUUAAAGUGUUCGUGGCGAAUCCGAACAGGCUGCCGGCGGUAACGAGCAUUUUGGAAGCGAAUAAGGAAAAGUUGAUGCACUAUUUGAGCAAGUUUCACGAGGAGAGAGAUAAGGACGACGCGCAGUUCGCCGAGGAGAGACAAACGUUGAUUGAUGUUUUGCAAGGCAUUUAA